Messenger RNA from Plectropomus leopardus (leopard coralgrouper), 2982 nucleotides. Its product is annotated as cerebellar degeneration-related protein 2-like. The record is from RefSeq and is a predicted model, not a curated record. NCBI's taxonomy places the organism in Eukaryota, Metazoa, Chordata, Actinopteri, Perciformes, Serranidae.
GUCUGUCCGUCUGUCUGUGUGUCUGGUUGGAGAUGCUCGCACACCGGUGCCGGCUGCAGGCGUGCAGGCAGCGGCAGGAAGGACGCGGACUGAGCCGUUUGCUGCCGUUUUGUCAUGUUUAAAAAGCGGAUUCAUCCUCAGACUGUGUGACUGAAAUCAACCGCGAAGAUGCUGACAGACAUGAUUGUGGAGCAAGAAUUUGAGAUCAAGGAGGAGGAACCGUGGUACGACAAGCAAGACCUUGAGCAUGACCUGCAGCUUGCAGCCGAGCUCGGAAAGUCUCUCCUGGAGCGAAACAGGGAGCUGGAGCAAGGCCUGCAGCAGAUGUACUCCACCAACCAGGAGCAGCUGCAGGAGAUCGAGUACCUGACGAAGCAGGUGGACCUCCUCAGGCAGGUCAACGACCAGCACGCUAAAGUGUACGAGCAGCUGGACGUGUCGGCCCGAGAGCUGGAGCACAGCAACCACAAACUGGUUCAGGACAACAGGACGGCCCAGCAGAAGAUCCAGGGGCUGAUAGAGACGGUGGAGCUGCUGCAGACGCAGGUGGAGGAGCUGCAACAUCAGGUGGAGCAGAUGAAGCUGAGUCCCUCUCAGCCUCCGAAGCCUCCGCACAGACAGAAGUGGCCGCCUCGCAGCACGCAGAGUGUGUCCUGCCUGAAAGAGCUGCAAAACACACUCAGGUACGACUAUGACGAACACUCAGACUGCCUCGAGUCCUCGGACGUGUCGUGGCACGAGGAGGAGCAGGCGUCGCUACGACAAUCCCUCCGCAACCUCCAGACUCAGUUCGCCAGUGAGCGCGCUCGUAGGGAGGAGUCUGAGCGAGAGGCGGAGCUGCUCGCCAGGGAAAAUGCAGCGCUGGAGCAGCAGCUGGCAGGGAUGGAGGGCUGUAAGGCCAGAGUGGCAGAGCUGGAGCGCGAGGCCGAGGAGCUUCGUCAGCUCUGGAAAUCAGAUUCCUCCGUGCGAUGUACCAGGCCGGACGUCAUCCACAGCCUGCUGCGCAACUCCAUGUUCCUCAACCCGGAGGAGGAGACCGAAGGGGCCGCAGAGAAAAGCCCCUGGGUCCCGAAACACUGGGACAGCGAGCGGCCGAUGAAGGGGACGCAGAUGCCCGAUUCUCCCGACAGGAUCUACGACCACGAGUGCUCCUGCGUGCGCCGAGCCGAGGUGGUGAAGUAUCGCGGGAUCUCGCUGCUGAACGAGGUCGACGCCCAGUACAGUGCCUUGCAGGUGAAGUACGACGAGCUGCUGCGGCGCUGCCACCUGGGGCAGCAGGAGGAGGAGCAGGAUGGGCCGACUCAUCAGUCGGUCCAGACCGUGUCCCUCGCCGCUGCCGCUUAUCCCGCAAUCACAGACAUGGAGGACUUUGAGGACGACUUUCACCAGCCGGAGUAUAAGGAACUUUUUCGAGAAAUUUUCUCACGCAUUCGGAAAACCAAAGAGGACCUGAUUGAGAACAGAGGGAGACUCUCAGCUGGUGACGCUCUGCAACAGUAGCUCCAAAAAAACAAAAACAAUGCUGCAAUAUUAUUAAUGUCUUCCGGUUAAAGAGCGACUCUUUGGAAAGACUCGCAGCGGCACGUCAAGCUAUUUAACUUAACACUUUAUUGUGCGUUCUUUGCCCAGAAAUGGUGAUCGCCACGCAAAGGGGUGAAGAGACGAGCGUGACGCAGGGACGAGAAGGCCAAACUCCACCAGCUCAUGUGUCAGAUGUGGCUCAUUUUGCACAGAAACACCAGUGCCUGACGCUGCCGUCUCUACUGUGCAAUCACUCUACCUCACUUUGCACAAACAAGCUCCUGAAGAAAUCAUUUCUGGGUCUUCCUUUUUCGUUAACACUUUAAUUUAUGGGUCCUAUAGUUUCCUAAAAAUACUUUUUUUUUUUCUAAGAAAGGUUCCUGAAAAAGAUGUUAAAAUGUAGUUUGGUGCUAAUUCACAAAAUUGAGUCGUCUGACUCGCAAGAUGUAGACUGUGUGUAUAAAAGUCAUUGGCCGCCAAUCCUUCUCCCCUUUCGCUAUCUGCGUGUUACCGUAAAACUAUCUCAUAGCUCGAUCUCCACACUUUUUAAUCUCCGAGCUAGCGCGCUAAAAUGUCUUGCCUUGCUUGUUGAGAGGAGAAAUUUCAGUUCUUUAACCUCACCACUAGAUGCCUCUAAAUCAAACACACUGGACCUUUAAAAAAUGUCAUAAAUUAUUAAUAAUCUAAAUUGUUGCUGUUUUAUUUUGUGUUGAUCAGCUAAUCAACUGACUAACCAAAUGUCCCAGAUUAAGCAGGUUUUCCUAGAAACUUAUCAGGAAGUUAUGGAUCCAUAAUUUAAAGUCUUCUCUGUAACGUAUGCUGUAUCUGCUGUUUGAUUUGUUUACUGAGCUCUGGUGAUCCCAUGUAAAAUUUCUAAUUUAUUUUUUUUUCUCAGCAGUUGGUGAUAGUUUUGCCUGCGCCUAUAAGAGCGACUGAUGCAAGUUGUUACAUUGGUGAAGGACUUUAUAUUAUUGGUGAUUCAAGGUGCUCAAAUAUAUAAGGAUUUUUUUGUAAUUGUAACAUUUCUUUCUAAAAAAAAAUGAGACUUGAUUAUUGUACGAUAGGUUAGAUGACUGUGAGUGAAUGUUAUAUUAAAGGGAAGUUCUGAGGUUUACCAAAAGACUAACUCGAUGUACUUGAUAAUGUAACGGCCUCCUGAUAUAUUCAAAUAUCAUGUUUGAUUAGAAGCUUUUCUCAGCAGCUUUUCUGUUGUUUUCGCUGCCUGAUGUUCGUGUUUCCUCGUUAAGCUUAAGACUGCACACAGUUUGUAGAUGUCUGUAAAAUCACGUUGAGAUGCACUUUAGAAAAUGCACAUUAUCAAUUCUCUUCUGACACUUUACACAUGUAGCUAUUAUCAAGUGUCCUGAAUAAUCUGCAGUAUGUCUGUAUGUGUUUUUACCUGUUUCAUGAUGAUUGGACCUCGUGGUUUAAGUCUGAGCCAUAAAACAUGAAGCAAGCCGA